GAGAGAGAGAGAGAGAGAGAUAAAGACUGAAGAGUUUAUUUAUACCGAAUUUGAAACAACCCUAAUUUUUAACAACAAUGGCUCAAAAAUACUAUUUUUACCCAGUACAGUAAUAAUUAAUAAUAUAAUAACAUAUUAUUAAAAUCGAAGACGUAAGACUUAAUUAAGCAAUAUAAACAAUAUCUAAAAAGUACAAAUCUAACCCUAUUAAACAAGUGUAAAGUAAAGUUAAAUGUGGAAUAUUUUCAAUAAUAGGGCCUUCGUGGAUAUAUUUCAAAAUCAAGCCAAAAGCCAGUGAUACAUUAGAGAAGUCAAACACCAAGUGAUAUGUGUUGAAUUUGAACAUGGAAACUAUAAAAGCCAAUUCCGCAUUUCUGUGUAAUUAUGAAGUUAUGCAAAUUCUCCAAAAGUUAAAAGAUAACACACAUAAAAAGCAUAAGAGAGAAGCUUCACUUGCCACUGUUACAUAUGAGACUGUACAUUACUUACAAGACACAGAAUGCAAAAAUCAGAGUGCCCAAAAAAUUCAGAAGUUCCUAGAAGCUAUGAAAAAAUACAAGCUCACUAAAGUUGAGAAAUUAAUGAUGGUAAACACUCCGCCCAGGACUGAAUUGGAAAUACAAUUGAUUGUACAAGAGAGUGAGGAGAGAUUAUCUGAAGAGGACGUACAAGACAUAAUUAGUAUAGUUAGCCAACAUCUACUUGCAAAUGAUAAUUCUAAUACAUAAUGCAAUCUGUGAAGUCGUUCUUGACGUCGAUUGAGGAAUAAACCUACGUGAAGUGAUAUUCCUUUAAAUAAUGAUAAGUAUUGCAUAAGGAUUGCGUAUUUCGUCAGAACCCGUAAUCUAAAGCAUAAGCAACUGGCAGGGGUUUUCUGGAGACCAAUAAAUACAUUGCGUGCACCAUGUAUCGCAAAAAAGAUUUUCUAUAAAAAAAAAAAGUUAUUUUUUAAUUUUAUAGCUCGGAAUAAAUACCAUCUGCCUCUAUUUUCGUGAUCAAUUCGAUAUAUAAAAUUAACUGCAAAAUUAAAUUGUUUUAAGU
This is a messenger RNA of Bombyx mori (domestic silkworm), 1041 nucleotides long. Its product is annotated as calcitonin gene-related peptide-receptor component protein. Gene Ontology annotation, cellular component: RNA polymerase III complex. The record is from RefSeq and is marked provisional. Gene Ontology annotation, biological process: transcription initiation at RNA polymerase III promoter. Lineage: Eukaryota; Metazoa; Arthropoda; Insecta; Lepidoptera; Bombycidae. Gene Ontology annotation, molecular function: nucleotide binding.